Molecule: messenger RNA, 1150 nt
Organism: Protopterus annectens (West African lungfish)
Lineage: Eukaryota; Metazoa; Chordata; Ceratodontiformes; Protopteridae
Gene: PRLH
Product: prolactin releasing hormone
Exons: 3
Coding region: 264-527 (87 amino acids)
Biological process (GO): feeding behavior; response to peptide hormone; G protein-coupled receptor signaling pathway
Molecular function (GO): prolactin-releasing peptide receptor binding; neuropeptide hormone activity
Source: RefSeq, a predicted model, not a curated record
UGCAUGCUGAGAUGACAGAGCCCUGCAACUCAAGGCAGACUGGGACAAGGAAUUCUGAACUCUGCACACUUACACAGUAGGUGCGUUUCUCCGUGUGCCACAUCCAAUUGUCUUCUAAAAGAUCGAAUAUAAAGCAACAACUUGGAAAGAAGGAUCAAUACAUUGUGUGUCCCACCCUACAAAAAACAAUCCUGCGGACACAGAGUUGGGGCUGUUUCUGCUCAUUUUGGCCAAAUAAACCCUUUGGAAGCCAUCUAUAAGGAAUGAAACUACCUGUCAUUUGUUUAAUUUGCCUGCUGCUUCUUUGUCUGGCUUUGCCUGAGACCAGCUGUAGAAUCCAUGAACGAUCAAUGGAAAUCAGAAAUCCUGACAUUGAUGCCUCCUGGUACACUGGACGUGGGAUCAGACCGGUGGGUCGGUUUGGGAGAAGAGAUGCCACAUUUGAGUCCCCUCGGAAAUCCAGCUAUGGAGUGCGGCGUGUCUGCAUCCCUGUGGAAGAAAGUGAUGAGACUGUUCAAGAUGAAUAAACUAAUCUGACCUUCAUCGAUAGGUCCUCCUAUUUCUGUGCUUCUCUCUAAUUUUUUCCUAAGUGGAAGACAAUUUCUUUAACAUUGUGUCUGUGCAGUUUCAAUCAACAUAAACCAAAGAGCUGUUAAUACAGGCAUCUCUGGUCUUCAAGCAAACAUUUAUUUUCUUUUUUCAUUCAGAUGAUUGUUUCUGUCAGGAUGGACCCAUUUGGGAUGACCAUAACAAAUUUAAAAUUAAGGAUAAAGCAUGGAUAGCCUGUAUCAUUGAGUAGAACGGAAUUAUUCUAAGGUACUACAUUGCAACAGAGUAUCUGUAAAAUAAAAAAAAUAGUAAACAUUAGUUUAAAUGUAAAAACAUGAAUGUAUUUCUUAUCCAAAUUUCAUCAGUUUAUACUUUUUUAUAUCACUAUCUUAAAAGAUAUAGCAUUAUCAGAAAUGAACCACAGAGAAGUAAAUGUAGUCUGGUCUGUUUAUUAGACAUGUCUGACAAAAGUUGUGAAAAACAAAAAAAUGGAGACUGACAAAAGUGUAUAAUCAAUGUUUAAAAAGCAGAAAGCCAUUCCCAAGUACUGUAAAAAAUAUAAAUAUGUGUACAAUAAAAAUAAAUCAUACCAGCUGGUAAA